GCGAGCAGGCCCGGGCGCCCGGAGGCUGCGGGCGGCGGCGCGGGGCCCGGCGCGGCGAGAGAGGCCCGGAGAUGCCGAGCAAGAAGAAGAAGUACAACGCGCGGUUCCCGCCGGCGCGCAUCAAGAAGAUCAUGCAGACGGACGAGGAGAUCGGGAAGGUGGCGGCGGCCGUGCCGGUCAUCAUCUCCCGGGCGCUCGAGCUGUUCCUCGAGUCGCUGCUGAAGAAAGCCUGCCAGGUGACCCAGUCCCGCAACGCCAAGACCAUGACCACGUCGCACCUGAAGCAGUGCAUCGAGCUGGAGCAGCAGUUUGACUUCCUCAAGGACCUGGUGGCGUCGGUGCCCGACAUGCAGGGCGACGGGGAGGACAACCACAUGGAGGCCGACAAGGCGCCUCGCAGGGGCCGGAAGCCGGGCAGCGGCGGCCGCAAGAACGGAGGCGUGGGCAGCAAAGGCAAAGACAAGAAGCUGUCGGGCACGGACUCGGAGCAGGAGGAUGAAUCUGAGGACACAGAUACUGACGGGGAAGAGGAGACCCCGCCGCCCCCUCCCCAGGCCAGCCACCCCCCUGCCCACUUCCAGAGUCCCCCGGCGCCCUUCACGCCCUUCGCCUCAGCUCUGCGCUUGCCGGCUGUGCCCGCGGUGCCCCCCGGCCCCUCGGCGCCUGGCGCGGAAGAUGAAGAGGACUACGACUCCUAGCGCCCUCUGCCCCCAGGCCGGCCUCCCUUUUACUUGGUUUUAGUUGCUUUGGGGGGAGGGACAAGGUGGAGCUGUUCUUAAAUUUAUUAAAAAAAAAAAUAACAA
Lepus europaeus (European hare) is the source of this 803-nucleotide messenger RNA. RefSeq names its product DR1 associated protein 1 (gene DRAP1). The coding region runs from base 72 to 698 and encodes 208 amino acids. Lineage: Eukaryota; Metazoa; Chordata; Mammalia; Lagomorpha; Leporidae. Gene Ontology annotation, biological process: transcription by RNA polymerase II; positive regulation of transcription by RNA polymerase II; negative regulation of transcription by RNA polymerase II. Gene Ontology annotation, molecular function: transcription coactivator activity; core promoter sequence-specific DNA binding; transcription corepressor activity. The record is from RefSeq and is a predicted model, not a curated record. The transcript is spliced from 7 exons. Gene Ontology annotation, cellular component: negative cofactor 2 complex; nucleus.